AUGGCAGAGGAUGGCUCAAGCAUGGCUCAAGCCAGCAUCUUUGAGGCGAUUGUCUCGGGGGAUAUCUCCGGUCUCAAACAAAGUCUGGCAACGAAAGAAGUAGACCUUGAAACUCGAGAUGCUGUUGGCCGGACUGCAUUGCAUCUGGCAGUUACUACAGCGUCGGUAGAGAUUUGCCAGUGUUUAAUCGACAAUGGCGCGCGUCUGGAUGCAUGGACUAAACAGGGUGAAGCGGUGGUGCAUCUCGCUGCUAAGAGAGGCGAAGUGGAUGUUUUACACGCCGUCAUGAAAUCUCUUGGGGCAAAGAAACCAGUUGCUGAGGGCGAUGUCACCGCUGAGGAUAAAACGCAAGAUCGCACCGUACAUGUGGAUUGCCUCACGCAGAAACACCCAAUGUCACCGCUUUAUAUUGCUGUUGCUCUCGCACAUAUAGAAGCUGUGGAAGCCCUGCUUGAUGUCUACCAUGCUGACAUCAACAUCACUGUCGGCAAACGAGACGACUUCAAAGGAACCCGAACUGGCGAUGUUCUUGAAGCAACUCUUCAGCAUCCUCGCGACACCUGCCGUUCCCUUUUAAGAAUUCUACUUCAGCAUGGUGCCAGCUUGCUUAACCCAUCAACCGGUGUCGUAUCAAAAGAGUUGCUUCUUCUAGUCUUGCAGAGAGGCGAGGAUGUACUCGAUAUCUUUGCGGAGCUCGACUCAGAAGGCUUCGACCAUGCGAUCAAGAAAUUUGUAUGGGGAGAGUCGAUGAGAUACAAAAACGCCCUGACUAGUGCAAUCGAGCUUGGCCUUGAGGAUACGGCAUUCAAGCUUCUCGCAUAUGGGGCACCUGCAAAAUUAGAACUCAAUUCUUCUUCUGUGGAUGCUCACAAACAGGAGCCAUUUUUUCAUUAUGGAAAGACCGCUUUGGAAGCCGCCGAAGAGGAUUUCUGGCAGCCAAUCCUGUGUGCCGCUCAUUUUGAAAUGCCACGGCUGGUGCUGGAAUUGUUGAAUCGCGGAGUAGAUGCCAAGUCUCGUUUCACUGAUCACCAGGCUCGCAGCCUGAUUUCGCCAAGGGAAUGCCGCAGUGUUUUGGAUCUAGUGAGUGCCAAACUCGUAGAGCUGCGUGGCUGGCAUAUGGAAGAUGAGCGUCUCCCUCAAGAGCUCGUGGGGACGCCAGAGGGGACCAUUCAACGGGAUGGAAAGAAAAAUGCAGUCACCCAGAUGAUCAAGCUAUAUGAAGAAGCAGAGGCUAGAUUAGUCUCUUCGGGAGCCAAGAUAACUGACGGGCUGAACCUUCAAGGCGAUGAUUCGCCUCGACCCCAUAAAAGAGUCCAACUGUUUGCUCCUAAUCCAGAAACACAGGCGGAAGUCGCACUGCCUUCACAUACAUCUACCAAAGACGUCGACCUCCAGAAGCUGGAAACGGCGGAAGACGGCCAGAGAGCACUACUGGCAGCUUGCAGAAGCAAUGAUGUUGCGCUGGUAAAAGCACUUACAUUGGGCAAAUGGGGUCUAGACUUACAAUUCUCCCCUAUUUCGAUAUCGGAGGUAUCUGGCUCCUCGAAAGGCCCUUACUACACCGCUGUGAAGUCGCGAAAUUAUGAUCUUGCUCGCACUAUUGUUCAAAUUGCGACAGCUCAGCAUGCUGAUUUCACAGAUAAUGAAGCAAACGAUCUGUCUAGCGUUUUAGCCGACGAUCAGCACUCCGUCGAAAAUAUCAAGGGAGUUUCAGCUCAAGUCAAGUCAACGAAAUCAGCAAGAGAUAUUGUCCGAGACAGUGGAGCGAUCUCUAUUGCAGAAAAGCAAAAAGACGAUGAAAUGAUCCAGUUUACGGUUGAAAUGCAUUAUUCGUUUGGGCUUGACGAAAACGAUGUCAAACAAAGUCCCGGCCAAGUCUAUUCUUUGAUGGAAUGGGGAGAUUGGCCUGAGAGUGUCGUGGAGCGAGUUAAAGCAACCGGUGCACCGUUUCAGCAUGCCAUGGUUCAAGGGAAAUUGAAAGGAAGAAAGCAGCUCGACAAGAUUCGCCAAUUGUCUCCUCUUCUUCGAGCUGCCUGGUCUGGCAACGUAAACAUGGUGCGGUUUUUCCUUGAUAAAUCCAAAAUAAUGGCCGCAUACAAGCACUUUGCUGCACGCAACGACUUUUCAACCAACAAAAUCGCCUCUGAACAAGCUCGAGCAGACUUCAUGAACGCCGUCAAGGAAUGGUUUGACAAAGAAGAAAAUCUUGUCUUGCACUGUGCUAUCUUGUCUGGGAAAACAGAGCUGGUCAAACUUGUGCUAGCAGCUCGUCCAGACCUUUUAGAAGUUAGAUCCAUCGACGGGUGGACGCCCUUGCUAACAGCGGCAUUGUGCCAUCAGGUCGAGAGUAUACGCGUUCUUCUUGAAGCAAGGGCUGACCCUUUCGUCACGGAUACAUUUGGGCGUAACAUGCUUCACCUUUUUCUCGUUUCUCCUACCGAGAGUCACGUUCAUGAACCUGAAAAGUUCUCUACUUUCCUCCGUGUGGUGGAAAAGCCAGUACUUGACAAGCUUCUAGAGGGGCGCUGUGCUGAUAGUCCCGGUGGACUGACACCUCUUGCACGUUGGGUAUCUUCCGGUGUCAAGUGGGCGCCAUUCGCAGUAUCCAUUGCUCUGUUAGAGGCUUCUACUAUUAAGGCAAUGGAGAUGUACGACGGCAGAGGCUUUACACCCCUUCACACUGUGGCAAUUACAUCGCUGGACUAUUACACUCGCCAAUUUAUCGAGAAAGCACCUCAUGUUCUGUUCUAUGAGGAUAUAGACGGGAAAACCCCUUACGAUAUCAUCAUCGAAAGACAGCUACAUGGAUAUCUGGAAUAUCUCAUGCCAAGCUAUACGCAAACGAGACGCUAUCCAUCGAAUAAUCUGCUUCACUGGCCUUUAUUUGCCUUUGGUACGGAUUACAAGGGCCCUUUACAGGAGAAACAACCAUAUAAAGUAUGGGAAAUUUGCCAGGAUGUUGUUAAAUCGAUGAAGCCUGGGUUACAUCACAGGAAACUGCUCACUGAUGCUGAGCGAGCCGAAAUCUCGCAGCUAUCCAAAGACAAGAAAAUACCGAAGAAGCCGAAAGCGGGUCAGCGCGAUGUGAUAUCUCUGGCUGUAUUCAAGCCUGGAUACUUGUGCUGGUAG
Messenger RNA from Trichoderma gamsii, 3129 nucleotides. RefSeq names its product ankyrin repeat protein. Gene Ontology annotation, molecular function: protein binding. The transcript is spliced from 6 exons. Lineage: Eukaryota; Fungi; Ascomycota; Sordariomycetes; Hypocreales; Hypocreaceae. The record is from RefSeq and is a predicted model, not a curated record. The coding region runs from base 1 to 3129 and encodes 1042 amino acids.